CAUCAGUCGUUAGGUCGUUACCCGCGAAAGGAGGUUAUGUUCAGAUGUCGCACUGUGCGGCGAGUUCGGAGUUGGGAGAAAUAUAGAAAACGUACUUCCGACAUGCUGCUGCCGACUCUGGAAAUUUGGCGAGAUUAUACUGAGUUUCAUCAGGCUUAGUGAGCAUCACGAUGCAUUGAGGAUUGGCUAAUCCUAUACAAGAAGCACACGAAGACGCUACGAAAAAUCGUGCAUAUUAAUCGAACUCUAUACGUGCGAAUGUGUCUCGAUCUAUGUAGAAAGAGAGGUUAGAAUUCCAAGCUUGGAUACAUAAUAAGUGAACGUAAAACAAGGAGAUUGAUCGUGGAUAUAAGAUCGCGAUAUAUCAGUGCUACGAAUCGAAACAACAGCCAGGGUUACGACAUGAGCACUCAGCAGAGCCCAGCCGCCCUGCAAUCCACUGUCGAUCGUGAGAAGGUAUACACAUGGAUAAUCGAGUUAUCGAAUCCAGAGACAAGGGAGAAUGCUCUUCUGGAGUUGAGUAAGAAGCGUGAGGUAGUGCCCGAUCUAGCACCUAUGUUGUGGCACUCGUUUGGCACUACAGCUUCUCUCCUUCAGGAGAUCAUUAACAUUUAUCCGGCAAUCAACCCUGCGACUCUUACCGCUUAUCAGAGUAAUCGGGUUUGUAAUGCCUUGGCACUGCUGCAAUGCGUAGCCAGCCAUCCAGAAACAAGAUCUGUAUUUUUACAGGCACAUGUUCCAUUGUUCUUGUAUCCGUUUCUGCAUACCGUAAGCAAGACACGCCCAUUUGAAUACCUUCGCUUGACAAGCCUUGGCGUGAUUGGUGCACUGGUCAAAACCGAUGAGCAAGAAGUGAUCACCUUUCUUCUCACUACCGAGAUUAUCCCACUUUGUUUGCGGAUUAUGGAAAGCGGCUCGGAAUUAAGUAAGACUGUGGCGACAUUUAUAUUACAGAAGAUACUGUUAGAUGACAGUGGCCUCUCCUAUAUCUGUCAGACUUACGACAGAUUCAGUCAUGUUGCCAUGAUAUUAGGAAAAAUGGUUUUAUCCUUAGCCAAAGAUCCUUCCGCACGAUUGCUUAAACAUGUAGUACGGUGUUACUUGAGACUCUCUGAUAAUCCAAGAGCACUGUUAGCUCUAAGGCAGUGCUUACCAGAUCAGCUGAGAGAUAACACAUUUGCGACAUGUUUACAAGAAGAUGCCUCAACUAAGCAUUGGUUGAACUUGCUUCUUAAGAAUCUGGAGGCCGGUCCGCAACAGCCAGGUCCACCAACUCAGCCAGGUCAACAAGAUCCGAGGACGAUUGGUAUGUCGCCGCUUACAUCUUAAAGUAUCCUCUUUUUUUGACGAUCA
Acromyrmex echinatior (Panamanian leafcutter ant) is the source of this 1353-nucleotide messenger RNA. It is a transcript of the gene Rcd-1, whose product is annotated as Required for cell differentiation 1. Gene Ontology annotation, biological process: mRNA catabolic process. The record is from RefSeq and is a predicted model, not a curated record. Gene Ontology annotation, cellular component: CCR4-NOT complex. NCBI's taxonomy places the organism in Eukaryota, Metazoa, Arthropoda, Insecta, Hymenoptera, Formicidae.